This is a messenger RNA of Dendroctonus ponderosae (mountain pine beetle), 1798 nucleotides long. RefSeq names its product type 1 phosphatidylinositol 4,5-bisphosphate 4-phosphatase. The record is from RefSeq and is a predicted model, not a curated record. The transcript is spliced from 4 exons. Gene Ontology annotation, biological process: phosphatidylinositol dephosphorylation. Lineage: Eukaryota; Metazoa; Arthropoda; Insecta; Coleoptera; Curculionidae. Gene Ontology annotation, cellular component: late endosome membrane; plasma membrane; lysosomal membrane. Gene Ontology annotation, molecular function: phosphatidylinositol-4,5-bisphosphate 4-phosphatase activity. Bases 201 to 932 code for a protein of 243 amino acids.
ACCCUAAUUUAAGUUUUGGAUAGACGUCGCUUAUUGGCUUGGCAACCCUGUUGCAAUGACAGUGCCCCUGCCCGAAUCCCCAUUUUAAUCAAACAUAAAUACAAGUUGUUAUGGUUUGAUUGACGUCGAACAUUAUCAAAAAGUAAAAAAGGGCAAAUUAAUAUCCUGCUGGUGGGUUUUCGUGCGCUGAAGAAGAGAAAAUGGGUGAAAACGAGAGACAACCGCUUUUGGCCCAAGAAAGCAUCGCUUAUAAUAACAGGAAUCUUGCAGCGGGCCAAGCGACGGUUAGCCCCAUUGGUCCAGAUGAGUUGCCUCCACCAUUCUACCAAGCUCCAGAAGGCGUUCCAAUGGUAACAUGCCGCGUGUGCCAAUCUAUGAUCGACAUUUCCGGCAAACGGGAACAACAUGUAGUUAAAUGUGCCCAUUGUAACGAAGCUACUCCGAUCAGAAAUGCACCGCCUGGUAAGAAAUAUGUUAGAUGUCCAUGCAAUUGUCUUCUGAUCUGCAAAAGUUCUUCACAAAGAAUCGCUUGUCCCCGGCCAAACUGCAAACGCAUUAUCAAUUUAGCGCCCAGUCCCGUAACUCCUCCGGUUCCAUCCAUGCCUGGGAUGUGCAGAGUCAUUUGUGGUCAUUGUCAGGAUACAUUCUUAUUCAAUACGUUGAAUAACGCUUUGGCUCGCUGCCCUAAUUGUCAUAAGGUUUCCUCAGUUGGUCCAGAUUAUUCUCGGGGACGUGGUAAUAUCUUCUUCAUUCUAACAAUAGUCUUAUUGGCACUUGGAAUCGGGGUAACAGUUGGCACUUAUAAGUUUGCAAAAACCCAUAGCGGAAUUUAUGUCACAUAUGUAGGAGCCUUUCUUCUAGCAGCCAUUUUCUUUGUGCGAAGUGUAUAUUACUACUUUAUGAAAGUUAGCAUUAUCGAAGGUCCUAUGUAAUUCCCUUGGAUUUUUCGAUGUGAUGUAAAUAUAGUUCAAUAAGUUUUAUAGAUGUGGGUUUAAAAGUACCAUUUUUAUAGCCCUGUAAGUGUAAACAUAAAUUGCGAUCUGAUUAUUGUAGUUCAUAUGUGCAUUGAUUUGCUGUGAAUUUUAAUUUAAGAAUUUGGGGGAUUAUUAAUAAUGUUUUGGGUCAGUUUGAGUUAAAUAAAUAGAUUUGAUUGAAUACCCAACAUUUCUUCGAGUGUUAAUGCAGCAUUGGGCAUGCAGCAAUCAGAUUAACAUUAAAACGAUAGAAAAGGAACGCUGAAAAGAUGUGAUUCGAACCACAAUCCUUAGAGUUACAUUACAGUGAUCUACGAGAUUUUUCUUAAACAGACUUGAGUAUUAAAUACGUUGUUUAAUGCAGCUUCAGGAAACUUAAUAAGGUUAUUUUUUAAGCCCAUAUCUUGAACUAUAAUGUAAGCAUGUUCUGAUAUUUCAACAUAAACUUCAAUAAACAUUCGGAAAUUCAAUAAUCAAUUAUCUGUUUUGACAACUGAAUUUGUGUAAUCCUUUAUAACGUAAAUUAUAAGAUAUACUGAUUUUACUUAAGAUUUAAUUAUUUAGUUGUACAAAUUCAUUUUAUAAAUGUUGUUUUUCUGGCAGCUUUAUGUGAAUUUGCCAAGGAAACAUUCCAGUUAUUGGUGCCCGAAUUCAACUCAAUAUCCAGUUAUUAUUAGUUGCCUGUUUGAAGCAAGAUUACGAAAACAAAUGUUCUUUUAAGAGUAAGUAAAACCAUAUAUUAUAAAUAAAAUGUAUUAGCUGCAUAUGCGUAAGAAAUAAUGUAUUAUGCUACUCGACCUUAAUAAAAUAUAUUUUAGAACUUG